This is a messenger RNA of Leptopilina boulardi, 621 nucleotides long. It is a transcript of the gene Obp9, whose product is annotated as general odorant-binding protein 69a-like. Gene Ontology annotation, biological process: sensory perception of smell. Bases 66 to 482 code for a protein of 138 amino acids. The transcript has 6 exons. NCBI's taxonomy places the organism in Eukaryota, Metazoa, Arthropoda, Insecta, Hymenoptera, Figitidae. The record is from RefSeq and is a predicted model, not a curated record. Gene Ontology annotation, molecular function: odorant binding.
UCUUAACAACAUGUUAGUUAUUUCUUAUUAUAUUUAAAAUUUGCGAUAAAAUAACAUUGGAUUUGAUGAUUUUUAAUUUUCUCUUCGAUUUUAAUAUGAAGAAUAUUAUUCUGAUUAUUUCAAUUUGCCUCAUUUCUGUUAAUGCCAAUACAUUAAGAAAGUGUAGAAAAGAAACAGGCGUUUCUUCUGAAUCCUUGAAAAAAUUAAGAGCUGGUGACUUUAAUGUUGAGGAUCGAAAUUUAAAGUGUUAUUUACGUUGUGUUUUAAUUAAACAUCGCGUUCUUAACGAAAAGAAUGUAAUAAAUCUUGGCAAAGUUUUGAAAUUUUUCCCUCAAAACUCUCAGGCUCGAGUGCGAAGUAAUUUUGAUAAAUGCAAAGUCAUUACUGGCAAAGAUAAAUGUGAUAAAAUCUUUCAAGUAGCAAAAUGUUUCUUUAAAUUAGAACCGGAAAUCCUGAAAACAGUAUCUUCUGUGUUGGUUUAAAUUUUCAUAAAAUUUGAAUUUCGUUAAUAAAAUGAAAUAACUAAAAUUCAUGAGCAUAAAAAUACUAUUGAAAUUUUUUUUUUUUCUUUUUUAUUGUCAUUUGAUUUAUAUUUUGUUGCCAAUGAGACAAUAAAUCCGC